AUGGCCGGGGCGAAACCGGGAGUACACGCGUUGCAGCUCAAACCGGUGUCGGUCCAUGAGGUGCUCAAACGGGGGAGCAAGUUUAUCAAAUGGGACGAGGAGGCCAACAGCAUACCCAGCCUUGUCACCCUAAAAGUGGACCCAGAUGGAUUCUUCCUCUACUGGUCUAUAGGGACCAGCAUGGAAGUGGAAGUCCUGGACAUUAGUCAAAUCAGGGACACCAGGACAGGGAGGUUUGCCAGGAUGCCAAAGGACCAACGUUUACGUGAGACGUUGGGAUUGAACAAAGGAGAUUGCAACUCAGAAUUAAAGCUGCUAACUAUAGUCUACGGCAACGACCUGGUCAACAUCUCCUUCCUCAACUUCCAAGCUGUACAGGAUGGCUAUUGCAAGGAGUGGACUGAUGAGCUGUUUAAACUGGCCACAAACAUACUAUCCCAGAAUGCUUCCCGGAAUACCUUCUUAUUGAAAGCUUAUACCAAGCUUAAGCUGCAGCUAAAUCAGGAUGGGAGAAUCCCAGUGAAGAACAUCCUGAAAAUGUUCUCAGAUAAGAAACGUGUGGAGAUGGCACUGGAGCACUGCGGUCUGGUCAAUAACAGGGCUGAGGCUAUAAAGCCAGAUGACUUUACCUGGGAAAUGUUCCAGAACUUUCUCAACAAACUAAGUCCCAGACCAGAAGUGGAGCGUAUCUUCGUGGAACUUGGCUCCAAAGGGAAGCCCUUCCUGUCUCUGGAUCAGUUGAUGGACUUUAUAAAUCGCAAACAGAGAGAUUCUCGAUUAAAUGAGGUUCUUUACCCACCGCUCAAGCGAGAUCAGGUUCACCAGCUCAUGGAGAGAUAUGAGACCAACACCAGCCAGCUGGAGAGAGAUCAGAUCUCCCUGAUGUGCUUCGCAAAGUAUCUUGGUGGGGAGGAGAACUCUGUGGUUCCUCCUGAGAGGUUGGACAUUAUUGAUGAUAUGAACCAACCCCUGUCCCACUAUUUCAUCAAUUCUUCACACAACACAUACCUCACAGUGGGUCAGUUGACGGGCCUGUCAUCAGUAGAGAUGUACCGCCAGGUGUUGCUGACAGGAUGCCGCUGUAUAGAGCUUGACUGCUGGAAGGGCCGCCCACCUGAGGAAGAGCCAAUCAUCACACACGGUUUUACCAUGACAACAGAGAUUUCAUUCAAGGAAGUAAUAGAGGCCAUCGCUGAAAGUGCGUUCAAGACAUCUCCCUACCCUCUCAUCCUCUCCUUUGAAAAUCAUGUGGACUCGGCAAAGCAGCAGGCUAAAAUGGCAGAGUACUGUCGCACUAUGUUUGGGGACGCGCUGCUCAUUGAAGCCCUGGAGAAAUAUCCGCUGGUUCCUGGUCAGCAACUGCCAAGCCCCCAGGAACUCAUGGGGAAGAUCUUGAUCAAGAACAAGAAGAAACAUCAGCCCAGGGCCUCUAACGGUGGGAGCAUCCGACGCAAGGACGGGACAGACGAACAGUCCUCACCUUUGAAUGAUUGUCCGUUGUCUGAUGGGGAGGUUGGCCAGCUCAUGUCCAAUGGGGGCGAGAAGUUUGGAGAGAGGAUGGCCAAAGAUCUUGAUAUCCACAAGUCUAUUGAUCGGGGAGAUGGGGAGACUGAUGAAGAGGAGGAAGAGGAGCCCAUUCCAGAUCCAAAGAAACACAACAACACUGAUGAGGGUACUGCGUACAGUGAGGUGAACGCUACAGAGGAGAUGUCUACGUUGGUCAACUACAUAGAACCUGUCAAAUUCAAAUCCUUUGAAGCGUCAUCCAAGAGGAAUAAGUAUUUUGAGAUGUCAUCCUUUGUGGAGACCAAAGGCAUGGACACAUUGAAGAACUCUCCCAUGGAGUUUGUUGAAUACAAUAAAAAGCAGCUGAGUCGCAUCUACCCCAAAGGGACGCGUGUGGACUCUAGCAACUAUAUGCCACAACUCUUCUGGAACGUGGGUUGCCAAAUGGUGGCACUUAACUUCCAAACUCUCGACUUGCCGAUGCAGCUGAACAUGGGGGUGUUUGAAUAUAACGGCCACUGUGGUUAUUUGCUGAAGCCAGAGUUCAUGAGACGCACGGACAAACACUUUGACCCCUUUACUAUGGACAUUGUGGAUGGCAUCGUAGCCAACACAGUUAAAAUCAAGAUCAUCUCAGGUCAGUUUCUGAACGAUAAGAAGGUUGGUGUUUAUGUGGAGGUGGACAUGUUUGGACUUCCUGCAGACACUAAAAGGAAAUAUCGAACAAAAACAUCUAACAACAACUCUCUGGACCCAGUCUGGGAUGAUGAAACCUUUGUGUUCAACAAGGUGGUGUUGCCCACCCUAGCAUCUCUGCGAGUAGCAGUGUAUGAAGAAAACGGGAAGUUUAUUGGACAUCGUGUCUUGCCAGUAUCAGCACUGCGCCCAGGAUAUCACUACAUCUGUCUGAAGAAUGAGCUGAACCAACCGCUUAUGCUGUCAUCCCUGCUUGUGUACACUGAGGCACAAGACUACAUUCCCAACGAGCACCAAGAGUAUGCAGAGGCUCUGACAAACCCCAUCAAACAUCUCUCUCUGCUAGCCCAGAGAGAAAGGCAGCUAUUAGCACUUAUGGAGGAUCCCACUGAGGGUGAACCUGUGAAACAAGAGGAAGUAGACAAUUUGGACCCUGGCUCAAUGACCUCUGGAGACCCUAUCUGCCCUCUGCCAUCUCCAGUACUUCCUUCUGUGCUCACCGAGGUCCUGAACCCUCCUGCACCAGGCCAAAAAGAAGAUUUAGUCAACAAUAUUCUUAACGUAAUCGAACCUCAGUCCAUUGAUGAGCUCAAGCAGCACAACUCCUACCUGAAGCUGUUGAAGAAGCAAUGCAAGGAACUCAAGGAGCUGAAAAAGAAACAUCUCAAAAAGAUGUGGGCUCUCAGUAAGGAAGAAAGGACUCGCUGUAAUCAGCUGAACUCUGACCUCCAGAGGAGACGGAGUCAGGUGGAGAAGCGUCUGCGCUCCAGUCUGAAGAAAAAUGGAUCAGAGGAGCCGGAGCAGAGGGAAUUGAACAAACUGAGUCAGGAGCUGCACACACAGAUGAAGCAUUUAAGAGAGGAGCACAUGCAGGAGCUUCUUGUGCUUAGACAUGCACAACAUCAGACAGAGAAAGAGGCUAAACAAUUCUACCUCAAAGAGGCCAAUCAGAAACUGAUGGAAAUCGCCCAAGAUUGCCAAGCAACCCAGAUCAAGAAACUCAAGGAAGUGUGUGACAAAGAGAAGAAAGAGUUACAGAAGAUUCUGGACAGGAAGAGGCAGAACAGCAUCACUGAGGCCAAGAAAGCAGAAAAGGACAAGGCUGAGGCCAGGGAGCUGAAUGAGAUCAAUAGAAAACACAUCAAUGAUUCGGUCAGCUUAAUCCGUCAGCUGGAAGUUUCUCAAGGGAAGCGUCAAGAGAAGUUAAAAGCCCUUCACAAGGACAUCCUUCAGAAAAUAGAGGAGGAGGUUCCUAUGGAUCAGGCCCGUCUGACACGCGACUGCGAGGCAGAGCUGAAGCGAUUGCCAGAGGAGAUCUCACAGUACCUGCAGGAGCUCGAGAACAAAGGCUCUCGUAAAGACACUCUGAUGGGUCAGGCCAAUGACAGCCCAUGCUCUGGCCCCCCCUCUAACUGCAGCACAUCCCCUUAUUCCUCCCCCAACCACAGCUGGAGCAGCAUGGGCAAUAUCUCUUCCUAACUGCUGGACCCCUCCU
Messenger RNA from Carassius carassius (crucian carp), 3697 nucleotides. RefSeq names its product 1-phosphatidylinositol 4,5-bisphosphate phosphodiesterase beta-3-like. The coding region runs from base 1 to 3681 and encodes 1226 amino acids. The transcript has 34 exons. Gene Ontology annotation, biological process: phosphatidylinositol-mediated signaling; lipid catabolic process. The record is from RefSeq and is a predicted model, not a curated record. NCBI's taxonomy places the organism in Eukaryota, Metazoa, Chordata, Actinopteri, Cypriniformes, Cyprinidae. Gene Ontology annotation, molecular function: calcium ion binding; phosphatidylinositol-4,5-bisphosphate phospholipase C activity; calmodulin binding.